GCUUCCAAUCCCAUGGCCCCCAACCUCGGCUCCGACCACGCCCCGCAGUUCCCCUCCAGGCCGAAGCACGGAGAGGUCGCCGACGCCGGCGACAUCGAGGCGGCGGCCCACGACGGGCCGGCCGGGCGCGUCGACUACCUGGCCCGGGCGCAGUGGCUCCGCGCCGCGGUCCUCGGCGCCAACGACGGGCUCGUCUCCGUGGCGUCCCUCAUGAUCGGCAUGGGCGCCGUGAACGGCGGCGCGCGGGCGAUGCUGGUGUCGGGCCUGGCGGGGCUCGUGGCCGGCGCGUGCAGCAUGGCCAUCGGCGAGUUCGUGUCCGUGUACGCGCAGUACGACAUCCAGGUGGCGCACUCGGAGGGCGGCCGGGUCUGCAGCGAGGAAGCCGGCGGCGGCGGCGAGGGCGAGGAGGGCCUGCCGAGCCCGGCGCAGGCCGCGGCCGCGUCGGCGCUGGCGUUCGCGGCGGGCGCCGCGCUGCCGCUGCUGUCGGGCGGGUUCCUCCGGCCCUGGGCGGCCAGGGUCGCGGCGGUGUGCGCUUCGAGCAGCCUCGGCCUGGCGGGGUUCGGCGCCGCGGGCGCGUACCUGGGCGGCGCCAGCGCGGUCCGCUCCGGGGCCCGCGUGCUCCUGGGAGGCUGGCUCGCCAUGGCCGUCACCUUCGCGGUGCUCAAGAUGUUCAGCCUGGCGUUCAAGACGCAGGUCAUGUCUGCGUAAAUCAAUCACGUCCUCUGCCAGUAAAUAAAACUUUCGCUGUAUCGACGAUGGGCACGGGGUUUGGUAUGUAUGGCCCGUGAUGCAAGUGCAAUACACCGUUAGAUACUAGAAAACUUGUAGUUGUAGCAACUUGCAUUGUCCAUAUGGUAUGACUGGGACACAGUGGCAGCACUGAACUGAUUACUACUGAGGAUAUAUGACGACAGCAU
Messenger RNA from Panicum hallii, 917 nucleotides. RefSeq names its product vacuolar iron transporter homolog 2-like. NCBI's taxonomy places the organism in Eukaryota, Viridiplantae, Streptophyta, Magnoliopsida, Poales, Poaceae. Gene Ontology annotation, molecular function: iron ion transmembrane transporter activity; manganese ion transmembrane transporter activity. Bases 13 to 708 code for a protein of 231 amino acids. The transcript has a single exon. Gene Ontology annotation, biological process: intracellular manganese ion homeostasis. The record is from RefSeq and is a predicted model, not a curated record. Gene Ontology annotation, cellular component: membrane.